AUGCCUUCGUUCAACCUCAUGAACACCUCCCUCCCCCCUAUUCCCGACUACGUCAUGCACAUACAUGCCGUCGAAGGUCUCCAGGAGGACGACACGGACAUCAACGCUGCCGAUCCCAGCGAGCCAGGAGGCGCCGACUACCUCCACGAAGAAGCCAGACCCGGAGAGCACGAACUACACAUGGCGUUACACCGACGCAUGGAGUCGCUCGUUGAGAACCUCGAAGAAGGCGUCGAGCGCCUCGCAGCCGAGCACCACGACCUCCAGAACGAGAUCAACGAGCUCAGCAUCGAGCACGGACAGUUGGCAGAGGAUUACGACGAGCUUCGAGAGUAUGCCGAGGAUCGUCUGGACGAGGUCGAGGACCUCCAGGAUGAUGUGUUUUUCCUCCAAAACAGGCACUUUGAACUGCAGCGCGCGUAUGGACGGCUCCUGGCUGGCUUUCAGGUGGAGCGCGAGGUUGUGUGGGAGCUGGAGCAGGAGCUUGGACUUAUGCGGAUCCAGGCUGCUAACCAGAGGGAAAAUAUUGAAGGCCUCCAGAGUGCUUUGAACAAGGCUCAGAAGAGGCAGUGGUGGUCGUUGAUGCUUCUUUUUGUUUGUGUCUUGGUUGCAGCUUACUUUUGCUUGCUUGCAGGCCGGUCUUCAGUGAAUUGGAGAUGA
Messenger RNA from Ascochyta rabiei, 660 nucleotides. RefSeq lists its product as uncharacterized. The transcript has a single exon. Lineage: Eukaryota; Fungi; Ascomycota; Dothideomycetes; Pleosporales; Didymellaceae. The record is from RefSeq and is a predicted model, not a curated record. Bases 1 to 660 code for a protein of 219 amino acids.